This is a messenger RNA of Hymenoscyphus albidus, 2198 nucleotides long. The record is from the annotation of a GenBank genome assembly. Lineage: Eukaryota; Fungi; Ascomycota; Leotiomycetes; Helotiales; Helotiaceae.
CAGACAUCAUUAUGAUGAAUUAACUGGUAGUUUGCUAUUCCCCACGCCAUUGGGUUGACUAUCACCAUUUCCUAUCCAACAGGUAUCUAGAUAAACUUUAUCUGAACCUUAUAUUCAGGUCACGACGUAUUCGCAUCAAUGAAGACCGCCUUCCCAUUACAAACCAAUAUAUUACUGAUCACUCCCCAUCUACCACAUCCUGAUAGCCAUAUCCUUUCCUCAGAUUUGGCAUUGACUCAUCUCUAUUUCAGACUCAUCGAUUUAUUAAUACCUUUUCUUAUUGACAUUAUCAUCACAUACUUUAAACAACUUCAUUUGCCAAACUUCUCCAUUCAUCAUGCCAACCCCAUUGAACCGUCCAAUCAGGCUCUCUGCGGCACCAGAAACUCCCCAGGAGGAAAAGAAGUAUGAGCGCGUUCCUUUUGGAAAAGAAAUGCUCAAACAGUUUUCCUUUGACCCCGAGUAUACAAAUAUCAACCAUGGUAUGACUCAUCCCCACUUUUAUCCUUCAGCUAUUUACCUCUCGGUAAGAAUCACGACCAUGGCUUUGAGCACAAUCAAGGGGAGAUACCGUUCCACGAGCAAUGGAUGGGCGAAGAGAUUAGAUUAUCUCAGAAUGCUUAAAAAACUAAAGAUUUCCGGAUAAUCCUUAACUACCUGCUUAUCUCAACCCUUUCCCAUCGUCACAUAUUUCACAAUCUAUACUUCUCAUGAAAACCAUUCAUCUCGCACUCUCUACACCAGAUAUUAAAGCUGAACCUACUAAUACAAAUACUAGGAUCAUUCGGCGCCUUUCCCAAACCAAUUCGCGACAUUCGUCGUCAAUAUAUGGACGCAGUAGAACUAUCGCCAGACAUCUUCAUCCGGUACACCUACCCCAAACUACUUAAUGAAAACCGUCCCGCAGCUGCCAGGUUUCUCGACGCACCAGAUGAUACAGUAGCUCUCAUUCCAAACGCAACAACAGGGAUAAAUACCGUGCUUAGGAACCUAGAGUGGAACAAAGAUGGGAGAGAUGAGAUUUUGUAUUUUAAUACUAUUUAUGGUGAGUUUAUUUAAGCAUAUUUCACGUUAUUCUUUGAAAUUGAAUAAGUAGAGAGUACGAAUAGAGACUUAUGUCUCGACAAAUAGGUUCAUGCGGUAAUACAAUAUCCUACAUCUGCGAAAGUCUUAACCACCUCGUCAACUCCCGCGGCACAACUCUAACAUACCCCCUCUCGGACGCCCACUACGUCGAACUCUUCAAAUCCACCAUCUCAACCUCCCGCUCCUUAGGCAAAAGACCCCGCCUUGCCCUUUUUGACACCAUCUCUUCGCUCCCAGGUGUGAGAGUUCCAUUUGAAGCCCUCACCAGGGUGUGCAGGGAGGAAGGAAUCCUCUCACUAAUAGAUGGCGCCCAUGGAAUUGGGCACAUCCCUCUCUCGCUUCGAACCUUGGAACCGGACUUUUUCGUUAGUAAUGUGCAUAAAUGGCUUGGUGUUCCGAGAGGAUGUGCGGUUCUUUAUGUACCCGUGAAAAACCAGGGAAUGAUGAGAAGUACGUUACCUACGGGUCAUGGUUUUAAACCAAGAGACGGAAGAAUCGGGAGCAAGAGUUCGUUGCCGCCUGGUGAGGGGAGUGAGUUUGUGGGAGCUUAUGAGAUGGUUGGUGAGUAAUCAAUAUACAUGGACUAGGACCAUCGAAAGUAAACACUAACACACCACCUCCCAACCAGGUUCCAUAGACUCAACCCCCUACCUAACAAUAUCAGCCUCUAUAGAAUGGCGUCUCCAAGCCUGCGGCGGCGAAGAAGAAAUCAGAACCUACUGUAUCGACCUCGCCCAUCGAGGUGGUCAGCUCGUAGCCGACAUACUAGGAACCUACAUUCUCGACAACGAAGAACAUACCAUGACCAAUUGCUGUAUGACAAACGUCCUCUUGCCCCUGACCACUAAACCUCCGUCCCUUAAGUCCGACGAAGAGAAUUAUCAUCUAGUGAAGGAAGAACACGACGUGGAGAUUGUUGAAUGGAUGCAAAAAACGGUCAUCGACGAUCAUAAAAUGUUUAUUCCGGUUUAUUUCAUGCAAGGUCGGUGGUGGACAAGGUUGAGUGCGCAGGUUUAUUUGGAGAUGAAGAGUUUUGAGUGGGCUGGUAGGGCUUUGAAGGAUUUGUGUGAGAGGGUUGGAAGGGGAGAGUUUUUGAAGUAGAGACUGUUAGA